Messenger RNA from Cyanidioschyzon merolae strain 10D, 846 nucleotides. RefSeq lists its product as hypothetical. The record is from RefSeq and is a predicted model, not a curated record. Gene Ontology annotation, cellular component: cytoplasm. The coding region runs from base 1 to 846 and encodes 281 amino acids. Gene Ontology annotation, molecular function: phosphatase activity. The transcript has a single exon. NCBI's taxonomy places the organism in Eukaryota, Rhodophyta, Bangiophyceae, Cyanidiales, Cyanidiaceae.
AUGCGACUGAUCAUAGUGCGACACGCUGACCCGGACUAUGCGACGGACUCGCUCACCGCUGAUGGGAAACUACAGGCGGCAGCGCUCGCUCGCAGACUCGGACACGCCCAUGUGCGAAGGCGACCGUUCAUCGCCUGCGUGUACACGUCACCGAUGGGUCGGGCUCAGGAGACUGCUCGGUACAUAGCAAGGGAACUGGACUUGCCUCUCCAGAUCGAGACCUGGACCCAGGAACUGGUGACCUGGCGAGCGAGUGCUUCGAACGCGGGCGCCUCAGACACAGCGCCUGCUGCUGGGCAAGGCGGGCGGGCGCUCUGGGAUAUGGAUGCUGCUUUGGUGCGUAGCCGCUGUCGCAGUACGACCGGAGCGCUACCGGACCACGAGAGCCAAUGGAAACUCGUUCCUGGACUCGACGAUAAGAUCAGGUCCGACUUUCAGGCGCUUGUAAUGAAUAGCGAUGCGUUUCUUGCACGGCAUGGCUAUACGCGUGAGCCGAACGGUGUCUAUCGGCUCACUGAGGUCGAUGCGGCAGUCGCCAGAGCACAGGGCACUGCUGGGCGUGAUGCUGCGGUUGUCGUCGUAUGCCAUGGCGGUUUCGGACUGACCUGGUUAGCACAUCUCCUGGAGCUGCCGCUGGCUCUCUUCUGGAAUGCAUUCUGGCUUGCGCCGAGCUCAGUCACGACGGUUCUAUUCGAGACUCGCAGUCCAACGACUGCGGUGCCGCGUUGUCUAGCGUUGGGCGAUGUCGGUCAUUUGCUUGUCGCUGGUUUGCCCGAAGCCGUGCCGAAUCGCUACGAGAAGCCUCAUGGAGACCGGCCAAGUGGCCUCAAAGCGAACUGGUUCUAA